Molecule: messenger RNA, 2088 nt
Organism: Nicrophorus vespilloides
Lineage: Eukaryota; Metazoa; Arthropoda; Insecta; Coleoptera; Silphidae
Product: dual specificity mitogen-activated protein kinase kinase dSOR1-like
Exons: 4
Coding region: 96-1103 (335 amino acids)
Biological process (GO): protein phosphorylation
Molecular function (GO): ATP binding; protein kinase activity
Source: RefSeq, a predicted model, not a curated record
GGAUUAAGAAACUUCAGUAAAGCUGAUCAAGGAAUGAUUGGGCAGCUCACAACAUUUGUUUGUUAUGCAAUGUUUUUUAAGAUUAGUUUUUAGCCAUGACUGAGAUUGGUGAAUUCCAUGUGAUGGAUGAGGUGGAACAGCACAAGGUGAACUUGUUCCUUGCUGAAAAAGCCAAAUUGGGUGAUGAGAUUUCCAUCAAAGAUGUUGAAGGUUUAGGAGAUAUUGGUACUGGGAAUGGUGCAGUCGUAGUGAAGGUUCGACAUAAGGGAACUGGCAUAGUAAUGGCAAGGAAGAUCAUACACUUAGAAGUGAAGCACUCAACGAAAAUUCGCAUAAUUCGUGAUCUGAAAGUAUUGCAUGACUGCAAUUUCAUUCACAUCAUUGGUUUCUAUACAGCAUUCUAUUUGCAAGGUGAAGUUAGCCUUUGCAUGGAAUAUAUGAAUGCUGGCUCUCUUGAUGUUAUUGUCAGGAAGUCUGGAUUUAUACCAGAGAAUAUUCUGGGUAAAAUAUCUGUUGCCUCAUUGAGAGCUCUUAUGUACCUCAUUGAAACUCAUUCAAUUAUUCACAAUGAGGUGAAACCAAAUAAUAUUCUGCUGAACAGUAAAGGAGAUAUCAAAUUAUGCGAUUUCGGAGCCUCCUGUCAUCUGAGUGACUCAUUGAUUAAUUCCUUUAUUGGAACUCGAAGCUAUAUGUCUCCUGAAAGAUUACAAGGGGAAAAUUCCACUGUCCAAAGCGAUAUAUGGGCUUUAGGAUUCACUUUACUUGAAAUGGCCAUAGGCAUGUAUCCUAUACCGCCUCCUAAAAAGGAUACAUUGACGCAGAUACUAAGCGGAAAAAUCAAAAUGUAUAAUUUUAUGGAUAUGUCCAUUUUCGACAUACUAAACUACGUAGUUAUCAACGAACCUCCUACUGUUCCUGAUGGUCUCUUCUCAAUUGAAUUUAAAGAUUUCAUCGAUACUACUCUGAGGAAAGAUCCAAAAGCUAGAGGCAAUCUAACUAAAUUGCUUAAGAAAACCUGGUCGCAAAUUUAUAUCGAAAAAGAUGUUGACGUGGCAGGUUGGGUCUGCAAAACCAUGAAUCUUGAGCCUGUCAAAGCAGUCUAAUUUAUAAAACAUACUUUCAUACAUACAGGCAGGUGAAUUUUUAACUGACCGUUGAUUAGGAUAAUCUAUAAUUUUAAAUCCUUACAUAUUAUGAUUAUAUUGCAGCUAUAAUUGUGGUAAAUGUAACAUAUACUUCAACACCAAAUCAAACAUCUUAAACUAUUGACGAAAAAAUGCAUAUAACGUUUAAGAAUAGAUAUAUGAAUCGAAUGUAAUUCAUCUUCAUUGAUUAGUAAUAGAUAUUAAUGUUACUUAUAUUGUACAUGAUGUUUGCCGGUAUACUAAUCAUCAUUUAACUUUAACGCGAAGACAAAAAAAACUAUUUAAUUUGACAAAUUUGUCUUCGAUUUAAUGUUAACGGUAAAAUGAAAAUACCGGUAAAAAAAAGGACGUGAAAGAAUAUUACAGCGAAUGUUCAAGUACUCAAUGAAACGUAUAUCGCUAUCAUCAAUGGUCCAAGCUAUGACCAGAACAUUUAAAGACAUUAGCUAAUAGAUGUAUGUAUAAUGCUAAAUCUGGAAGCGAAGUGGUUGAACUUACAGUUAGUUAUUUCGCCGCAAUUAACUUUAACGCGAAGACAAAAAAAAAACUGUUUAAUUUGACGAAUUUGUGUUCGAUUUAAUGUUAACAGUAAAAUGAAAAUACCGGUAAAAAUAAGGAUGUGAAAAAAUAUUACAGCGAAUGUUCAAGUACUCAAUGAACAGAACUUCUAACAUUGGCUAAUAGUAUAAUGCUCCUAAAUCUGGAACCAAAGAGGUUGAACUUACAGUUAGUUAUUUCGUCGCAAUUAACUUUAACGCGAAGACAAAAAAAAACUGUAUUUAAUUUGACGAAUUUGUGUUCGAUUUAAUGUUAACAUUAAAAUGAAAAUACCGGUAAAAAUAAGGAUGUGAAAAAAUAUUACAGCGAAUGUUUAAGUACUCAAUGAAACGUAUAUCGCCAUCAUCAAUGGUCCAAGCUAUGAACAGAACUUUUAAAGACUUGA